UAAAAUUUAAUUUAAAAUUUAGUUAAGCGUUGAGAGUGUGCAAGAAAAGAUGAAAUUUUUAAUAUUUUUAGCUUUAAUUGUAACUGUUUUUUCAGAGGAUUACUCAGGAUACUUCAGAGAUCCAGAUCAUCCUGGUAAAUGCGUCCGUGAUGGUAUAAUUCUAUCUCCUGGUGAGGUGGGAAAAGUUCCUGGAGAAUGUGCACUGAUGACGUGCUAUGAUGACGGUUAUGCCACAUUUCAAACAUGUGGAGUAGUUUUAGCACCACCUGGAUGUAAUUUCCCUGACUAUAUUGAUCUUGAUGCUCCAUUUGGUGAAUGUUGUGCAUUGAAAGAAUGUUAUUAAUUGGAAUUUAAACAAAUAAAGAUAUAAUUUAAAAUUAA
Molecule: messenger RNA, 381 nt
Organism: Lucilia cuprina (Australian sheep blowfly)
Lineage: Eukaryota; Metazoa; Arthropoda; Insecta; Diptera; Calliphoridae
Exons: 3
Coding region: 50-343 (97 amino acids)
Source: RefSeq, a predicted model, not a curated record